Molecule: messenger RNA, 2163 nt
Organism: Hirsutella rhossiliensis
Lineage: Eukaryota; Fungi; Ascomycota; Sordariomycetes; Hypocreales; Ophiocordycipitaceae
Product: heterokaryon incompatibility protein het-C domain-containing protein
Exons: 7
Coding region: 1-2163 (720 amino acids)
Source: RefSeq, a predicted model, not a curated record
AUGCCAUCAUUCCCUCGGCCGCCGCGGGGCACUUGGCUCCUCAUUUUCGCCACACUCCUGGUCUUGCUGCCAGGCAAGGCUGCCGCUUUCGGUGCAGGAAACAUUCCCUCAAUCGCACAGGUCGAAGGCCUCAACUGGCGCCAUGGAGACAUCGAGGACAUGCUCGCGGGCCUUGCUUUCCUGCAUGGAAAAAAAUGGACAUCUAUGCUCAUCAAGAGAACCUACUUUGGCAAUUGGUUGCGCGAUUACUCGCAAGCUGUCGACGUCGGUAGCUUGAAGGGCGUCAAUGCCGCCACCAUUCGCAUCCUGGUCUGGGUCCUCUCCUUCAUGUCCUUUGGAUAUGCCACCGAGGAGUUUGAGGUCACCGAGGAGCGCCUCGGCUGCUACCGCCCGGAAGAGCACAUCGACAACCCCAAGGGCUACGCCGACGGCCUCGAUGCCCGCAAGUUUGACCCCCGCCUGCGCGGUCCAGUUGAUCCCGCAGAAAUCGAGAUAGAUCCCAGGACCGGCAUGAAGAACUAUAUCGCCAACGAGACGGGACGCAUCCACUUCGGCCGACUUUACACGAGCGGUGCCGAGGGUAGAGGCACGGACGAGACUCUAUGCGAGGCGCUCCGGUGCCUGGGACAGGCUUUGCAUUGCAUGGAGGAUUUCGGUGCCCACAGCAACUACUGCGAGCUGGCCCUCCGUGAACUUGGAUACCACAAUGUCUUUCCCCAUUGCGGGACGCAGGCCGAGGUCAACAUUCACGGCAGGAGACUUUACCCCAUUGUUACCGGCACAUUCGGCGCCGUCGACUUCUUGCACUCCGUCAUUGGCGAGGCCAACGAUCACUUCACUCAGUCCGAGGUGGACGAGGUCGAUAUUGCGCUCAAGAACGCAGAGGCCUCCAAAAGUGGCGGCGGCAGCGGAUCCAAUGUGGGCGACGGCUUCGCAGAUCAGGCCCGCAGCCUCAAGGCCGAGGCCGAGGCAAAGGAGCGGGAAAACGAAUCUCGCAGUCGGGCUGGAGAAAAUGCCAACGUGGUCCCCGGCAUGAGCCCUAACUUCGACCCUGUCAAGGUUGCCGGCCAGAUCUACCCCAUUCUCCAAUUCCGAGACAAGAUCGUCAAGGCCAUCAGCCGCGGCAUCGCCAAAAUACCUGGCCUCGAGAAGCUCAUUGAGCACAUUAGCGAGACGUUGACGGCAUUCGUCCUCGGCCUCCUUGCCCCCUUUAUUCGACCAAUCAUCAACCAAGUCUCCAAGGUUUUGAAGGAUGGGUCCUCCGGGGUCAUCAGCGCCAGCUCCAACUCCCAACUCGAGCCAUGGGAGAGCCCUCGCUGUGAUGAUCCGACUCAUUCGAUGCUGUCAAAGGACCACUUUACAAAUAUCCUCAACUCUUGUGCUGGGCGAGUCGCGACCACGAUUCUCCAAUAUACCGUACCGCGUGUCCUCUUUGCGUGGGAGAACACCAAUGUUCCCGUGGACGAGGUCGUCAAUGAUGUCAUCCGGGCAUUUCACCACCCUGCCCUCCGCAACGAUAGCAUUGAGAUUCAGAAAGACAUGUUCAGGACCGUCAAGUCAUGGGCAGACGAGCAUCCACGCCGCCACCAGCUCGACCAACUGCUGUCUUCCGAGUCGGUGAAGAAGGGCAAGAACCACGUCUUGGGCCAGCAGUCAAAGAGCGUCGGCGAUCACUCCCACGGCCCCAUGGAGUCCCUUAGUCAACUGGGCCAUGGGAAAGUCGCCGGAUCUCUCUGGUCCCAGGUUCGCACGCGCGAUCUCAACUCGAUGGAAGGUCGCGAUGGAGACGCAUCGGCGAACUACAUGUCCAGCUCUCCUGCCCCUCCGUCGAGCCAGGGCGCGCGCUACGAAUACGGACAGAACGCGUCAUACUACUCGCAGGGCAGCGGCUUGCAGGCGGGACCGCCAGGCGGCUACAGCGGCCCUUCGCCACAGCCCGGCGCCUACUACUCUGGCUACAGCCAGUCGUCUCCCCCGCAGCCCCAGUCAGGAUAUGGAGGCCCAGCACCACCCGGAGGGCAAUGGGGACCGCAAGGCCCGCCUCAUCCACAUCAAGGGUAUGGGGCUCCCGGCUACGGCGCGCCUUCACAGCAGUAUCCUCCUUACCAGCAAGGACAACCCCCAUCCUGGAACUCCUACCCCGGCCCACCUCAUGGCUACUGA